UUUUUCAUAACAGGUCGUGUCAGUGAUGAUCGAUUUAGGGUACAUAUGAUAUUUUUUCAGAAUUAAUCGGGAUAAUUUUCUGGAUAUUUAUUUCAUUGUAAAUUUUAUUUCACUUGGAAAAUUUUUUAAAAACCGUGAGAAUGUCAUUGAAAAUUUUAGUUGGUUGCAAACGAGUCAUUGAUUAUGCAGUCAAGAUUCGAAUUCGUCCGGACAAUAAAGGAGUAGUUACACAAGGUGUCAAACAUUCAUUGAAUCCAUUCGAUGAAAUAGCUGUAGAAGAGGCAGUUCGAAUGAAAGAAAAAAAAAUGGCCAAAGAAAUUUUGGCCGUUUCAAUUGGACCACAAGCGUCACAGGAUACACUACGUACAGCUUUGGCAAUGGGCUGUGAUAAAGCCUUACAUGUUAAUGUGGAUGAAAAAAGUGCUGAAACAUUGUUGCCAGUUCAGGUAUCAAAAAUUCUGGCAAAAAUUGCCGAACAAGAAAAAGUUGAAAUGGUGAUUCUGGGUAAACAGGCCAUCGAUGAUGAUUGUAAUGCGACAGCACAGAUGACAGCAGCUCAUUUGAAUUGGCCACAGGCGACGAAUGCAUCUAAAAUAGAAAGUAAAGAUGACAAAACAGUUUUAGUUACCCGUGAAAUUGAUGGUGGUCUGGAAGAAAUUGAAUAUAAAUUGCCUAUCGUGAUUAGUGCUGAUCUUCGUUUGAAUGAACCACGAUACGCUACACUGCCCAAUAUUAUGAAAGCAAAAAAGAAACCGAUUGAUAAAAAAACACCUAGCGAUUUAGGUGUUGAUAUUACACCGAAAAUGGAAAUUCUAUCCGUACAGGAGCCAGCAAAACGUGAAGCUGGUACCAAAGUUGCCGACGUUGACGAAUUGCUGACCAAACUUAAAGAAGCUGGUCGAAUCUAGAUCAUAUGAAUGAAAUAAAAAAAAAUUUUUAUCAUCAAAGUAUUUAAUUUUUUUAUCAUUUGUUGGAAAAAAAAUUUUACCAUUGUUUUUUUAAAAUAUUAGAAUCUUGUUUUCUAUCAUUAUCAAAUUCGAAUCGACUUUAUUUUCCAACAUCAGAUGGCGUAGCUUUCGUCCGAAAUUAAAUUCGAAUCUAUAGAUUUUA
Messenger RNA from Dermatophagoides farinae (American house dust mite), 1110 nucleotides. NCBI's taxonomy places the organism in Eukaryota, Metazoa, Arthropoda, Arachnida, Sarcoptiformes, Pyroglyphidae. The record is from RefSeq and is a predicted model, not a curated record.